AUGUCUGAUGAAGAGGGCGGCAAUACAAGAUGCUGCGCCCCGUUCCUCGCUCUCACAGAGCCCAUCGAAGUCAGCGAACUAGGACCAGAUGGCCUCGACAAAUCAUCCGCGUUUUUCCAAUGGCCCUGGCCCAGUCCCCUCUUGUUCAUCAACGAAAGUAGCGAUGCGCGGGAUCACUGCGCCAACGAGCGAACUUUCCUUUCGUACCUCCGCCUGUCGAUAUACAUGGCCAUCGUCUCUGUCGCCAUCACCGUCUCGUUCCACAUCAAGGGUACGCCUAGCGAUCUCGAGCGCCGGGUGGCAAAGCCCCUUGGGGGCAUUUUCUGGGUAUUGUCCGUUGUGACUUUGGCUCUAGGAGCGGGAAAUUAUAUUAGGACUGUCAAUUUAUAUGGUAAAAGAGCCGCCAUUGUGCAAUCUGGCUGGAAGACUCAGGUGGUGUUGGGUAUAAUAGCUACUUCAAUCAUUGGAACGUGCAUCAUAUUGUUAGCCGUCGAUAAAGUACGGCAAAGGUGA
Molecule: messenger RNA, 513 nt
Organism: Trichoderma harzianum CBS 226.95
Lineage: Eukaryota; Fungi; Ascomycota; Sordariomycetes; Hypocreales; Hypocreaceae
Exons: 5
Coding region: 1-513 (170 amino acids)
Source: RefSeq, a predicted model, not a curated record